UUAGCGGGUAGCUCACUUGAGGCAAGUUCAAAGUAUCCACAAAGCCAGUAAGUUAUUAAAAAGACUUGAUAAACACUGAGAGCAUCUCUUCCAGCCAGAUGGAGGCUUCUCUGGGAUGUCUGCAGAAUCCUGAUUUAAGCUCUGUCCUGUCAUCAUGUGAGCCAGAGCUUCAGGAGCUGAUGAGACAGAUUGACAUUAUGAUCAAUCAUCAGAAGCAGCAGUGGGAGGCUGAGAUUCAGACCAUGAAGCUCAAACUGAAAAGUGGAGAAGAGGAGCUGUUGACUUCCAGGAAUCUCAUUGAACGGAGGGACCUGGAGAUCGGAUUGCUUCGCAAGCAGCUGGAAGAAGCCCAGCCUGGUCGACAAGAGUUAGUUACCAAGUACGAGCAACAACUGCAGAAAGUCCGUGAAGAGUUAGAUAAAUUAAAGAGAAGUUACCACAAACUUCAGCGCAAACAGCUCAAGGAGACCAGUGGAGUAGCAAAUACUGAAGACACGGACCAUUCAGAGGUGACCCGACUAAAUGAAAAGAUUGAGGAAUAUCACCAGCGCUCUGUAGAGUGGGAGCAGCAGCGCAUCCAGUACCAAAAACAACUGACGGCCCUGGAGGCCCAGAAAGAGAGCCUAACUGAUGAGCUCGCACACAUAAAAGCCCAGUGGGCAUCAUUGCAAAAGGAGAGGGAGCACAGGGAGUGUUGCUUAGAGGUGCAGCGUCUGUGUACUCAGCUGGAGAAGGCUCAGGGCAGCCUGCACUCACAGGAGCUAGAACUGGAACGCCUCCGACCCCUCGAGAUGUGCCUGGGACAGUACCAGAGAGAGCAGCAGGUCCUUUCAGAGGAAAGGGAGGAGCUCCACACCACGAUAGAGUCCCGGGAUACAUUUGUGCGAAGAGCCAGUCUUGAGCGGCAGAGGCUCCGCAAUGAAGCUGCCAGACUCAACCAAGUACUACAAGCUAAAGAUCAAGUCAUUCGCUCUCUGGAGGACUGUCUGGCGGCUCAGGGCUGUGCUGGCGUGGAAACCCUCAGACAAGAUCUGGAGAAGACUGCAACCAAGCUCCACUGCGCCCAAGCAUGUGAGGUUCAUCUCAAGGCUGAACUGGCAUGUCUCAAAGAGAGACUGGAGAGAGUGAGCCUACAGAGAGCUGACCAAUCUAAGGUGGAGGAACUGAAGAGCAUUAAAGCGGAAUAUAAUUCCUCUGUUGCUGAAAUAAAAAAGCUCAGAGAAGAGCUCCAAAGGGCCAAGCAGACUCACAGUGGUGAGGUGGAAGGAAUGAGGAAGGAGGUGUCAAAGCUGACCACUGAGCUGCACCAACGUGACAUCGCCGUCGCCACACUGAACGGCUCUUCGUCCAGCAUCAAGCAGCAGCUUCGUGAUGAGGUGGGGCGAGCAGAACAGAAGGCAGCUGAGCUGAAAAUGACCCAGGCACAGGUCGAGACUCUACAAAGUGAGAACCAGCACCUGAGGGGUCUGCAGCAGAGGCUGGAGUCUCAGUCACCUAAGGGGGGUGAUUACUCGCUUGCAUCCCUGAGGGAGAGUUAUGUGUCAUCUCUGAGCCGCCUGGAACAAGAGAAUCGGCAGCUAAGGCAGGCACUUGCUGAGAUGCGCUCCCGACUUGAGGUCUCCAACCUGACGUGUCAAGACAAAUAUGAACAAGCUCUGCUCAGCCACGCCAUGACUGACCAACCACAGCCUGCUCAGGACAGCAAUGAAGAUGCCAGACAUCGCAAACACAGGCAGGAGGUGCAGGCGACGAAAGCUAAGCUGCAGGGGAACGCCACUCUCUACGAAGGGAAGAUCCAUAGGCUCUUUAAACAGCUGCACACCCUGUCCCAGUCCCCCGGAGAGCACCCCUGCAGUCAGGCCCGAGACAGCAGGCCUCAUUCAUCAGCAUCCUCCUCCUCUGGUAGCAUAAGACUCACCAGGAUUAACUCUGUGCAAACCAUAAGUUCAAAUGAAUCCACUGCUGAGGGACAAAGCUCCAGCUCCGAAGACUCUCUGACCUUAUUGUCCAGAGAAAACAUCAUAUCCUCUCCCUCUCUACUGGAGCCUUCGCCAGUGUCACCUGCAGACAGCAUGGUCUCUCGUUUCCUGGAGGAAGAACGCUUACGGUCCACGGAGCUGCUCCAGAGACUGGACACCCACAUCCAGGGUAUGAGCGAGGACAAUGUCAAGACCGUGUCCAAAUACCUGCCAAGUGGCUCAGCGCCCGAGCCUGCCCAGACUUCAGUACAGAAGGGUCAGUGACAGAGUAAGGUGGAAUAAAUGUGGAAAAAGGUGCCUUAAACAGCAGUGCCGAAGACUACGUUCUUGUACUUUAUUAGACUGUUUUUAUUGGAGAGUGACAUUUGUGUGUGGGGUGUGCUUCACGUGACUGAAUUUAAGUAACAUAUAUUUACAUUUUUACACAGUUUGCAAAUUUAAGUUCAGCGCAGAGCUUUGAGUUUCAUAAGAACUGUCAAAAGAA
Micropterus salmoides (largemouth bass) is the source of this 2463-nucleotide messenger RNA. RefSeq names its product centrosomal protein 63 (gene cep63). The transcript is spliced from 14 exons. Bases 99 to 2243 code for a protein of 714 amino acids. Lineage: Eukaryota; Metazoa; Chordata; Actinopteri; Centrarchiformes; Centrarchidae. The record is from RefSeq and is a predicted model, not a curated record. Gene Ontology annotation, cellular component: centriole. Gene Ontology annotation, biological process: centriole replication; de novo centriole assembly involved in multi-ciliated epithelial cell differentiation.